Molecule: messenger RNA, 504 nt
Organism: Aspergillus affinis
Lineage: Eukaryota; Fungi; Ascomycota; Eurotiomycetes; Eurotiales; Aspergillaceae
Product: TRAPP subunit BET5
Exons: 5
Coding region: 1-504 (167 amino acids)
Biological process (GO): endoplasmic reticulum to Golgi vesicle-mediated transport
Cellular component (GO): TRAPP complex
Source: RefSeq, a predicted model, not a curated record
AUGGUUGUCUAUUCCUUCUACAUCUUUGAUCGCCAUGCGGAAUGCGUCUACAAGCGGCGCUGGCUCCCCCGUCCGAGCUCGUUUACCGGGAAAUCCUCACGCCCGACUUCUGAGGCAUCGGCUCCGGCCAAUGGAUCGCCGGCUGUCCUGGGCCAAUCUGCGCAGACCACCGACGAUGACGCGAAGCUGAUCUUUGGCACGGUCUUCUCUUUACGGAACAUGGCUCGCAAGCUCGGAGGUGACGAGGAUAGUUUCGUCAGCUAUCGCACCAGUCAAUACAAGCUGCAUUAUUACGAAACUCCUACGAACAUCAAGUUUGUGAUGCUUACCGAUAUCAAGAGUCCGAGUAUGCGGGUGGCUUUGCAACAGAUUUACAUCAACCUUUACGUUGAAUAUGUGGUUAAAAACCCGUUGUCUCCGGUUGAACAUCCCGGAGGCGUUGGUGUGAAUAACGAGCUUUUCGAGGAGUCGUUGGAACAAUUCGUGACACGCGUUUUAUCUUAA